AAAUAAUGUAGGGAAUGGCGUUAAAUAUUUUGGAUUAGUUAAUUAAUUUGCUAUGAUCAUACAUGUAUUGGGGAUAAAAGUUUCAGAGACCGGCUGCGAAAGGAGUUUAGUAGUAGAUUAUGAUCUAUAGAGACGGGUAUAAACGAAAAAUAUAUCCAUGGCAUCUUCUUCUACACUGACAAAAGAGGUAAUCGGCUGUGGAAUUUGUGGCGUGCCGUCACAACAAUUUUGUAACAAUUGUCAAGUAUGUGUAUGCGUGGACUGCAUAAAAAUUCACGCGGAUGUGUUUCCGUCCUUGCCCCAUGACAUUGUCCUUCUCAAAGACAGGAGGCUGAGGUUAAUUUUUCUUGCGUGCGAGUUCCAUCCAGGUCAAUACUGCGAAACGAACUGUGAGACAUGUAAUCUAGCCGUCUGUAUAAAGUGCACUCAAUCUGGCGCUCACCAAGGACAUAAUGUAGUGGAAUUAUACAAAGUUGUAGAGGCAAAGAAACAAGAAAUCGAAAAACAAACAGCUGAAAUUGAAUCGGAAAUCAUUACUAAAUACCAGGCAACAUUGACUGAUAUUGAAAGCAAAAUUUUCAAAGUUACAAACGAAUGUGACAAAAGGAAAAACGAAAGGGAGAGACUAAGAAACAUCUGGCAUCAAGAAGUAGAUAUCAUUUUUAAUAAGGUUGGUUCUUUUACCCAAUUUAUUAAGGACUACAAUCUCGCGGCUUUAACAACACAACGAACCAAUGUUGAACAACAGCUUCAGGAAAUAAUUCUUAAAGUUGAGCAAAACAAAGAAAUUUUAAAUUCCAACCUCCCCUACGAAGUUGUUAACUACCAAUCUACUGUUAAGGAACCGAAAGAAAUUUCAAACGAUUUUGAAAUCAGACUUCCCUGUCUGAAAUCAAAUGCAGUCGGUGAUACUGAGCUAAGCAUAAAAAUGGGAGAAAUCCAGGCGACAAUGACACAAACUUCGCAGACUUGUCUUGCAAAUGGGUUAACACUUUUAUCUACUAAAGAACUACUAAGCAAAUCUAAAGUAGUUGCCUCCAUUUCAACCAAAUAUAAGCCUUUGUUUAGAGUGGCAUGUGUUGGAACGGAUGAAGCGUUUAUCACUGGUAAAGGUAAGACUAUUUCACGUAUUGACAUACGCGGGUCAGUUCUCGAUACUUUUACCACCGAAUGUCAGACGAGGCCUAGUGGCAUCUCGGCAAAUGAACAAGGAGAGUUGCUUUACAGUGACUGCGACAGGAGAACAUUAAACUUUGUUAGACAGGGACAGGGUGAAGUAUUUAUCACAUUACCAAAAGGAUGGGAUCCAUACAGCUUGUGCUGUUGUAAAUCGGGAGACAUUCUCGUCCAUGUGUCAUGCGGAGGAAAAAAUAGAAUAAUCAGAUAUAAAGGAGAACACCUUACUCAGGACAUUGAUUUAGAUCAAGAUGGGAAUCCAAUUUUCAAAGAAGGAAAGUUUACUUUAAACAUGGUGGAAAACAACAACGGGGAUGUGUGUGUUUCUGAUGUUAAUGCUGAAAACGUUGUUGUACUGGACACAGCAGGAAGAGUGCGAUUCCGAUACGACGGUAUAGCUGCCAAGAGAAAGAAGCCAUUUAGUCCCAGAUGUAUUGUGACCGACUGCCUUAGUCAAAUAAUCGUAACAGACGUCAACAAUUUUUGUAUUCAUAUACUGGAUCAGGACGGGAAGUUUCUGAAAUGCUUGAUCAACUCCAGAGUUAAAGUUCCUUGUGGGUUGAGUGUGGAUUGUUACGGGAGAUUGUGGGUGGGGUUGCUUGAAAAAGGAAAAAUUAAAGUGUUGGAGUACUUGAAUUAGAUGUAGUUAUAUGUAUACAUGUAAAUAUAUACAUGUACGAAUUAUUUAUCCUGGUCAAGAAUAUGUUUGAUUCUCUGUUUAUGGGCAGCAGUACUACUACAUGUAUAUAGGUAGUUUAAACUAUUCUCUACACU
Magallana angulata is the source of this 1950-nucleotide messenger RNA. RefSeq lists its product as uncharacterized. Gene Ontology annotation, molecular function: zinc ion binding. The transcript has 2 exons. NCBI's taxonomy places the organism in Eukaryota, Metazoa, Mollusca, Bivalvia, Ostreida, Ostreidae. Bases 158 to 1816 code for a protein of 552 amino acids. The record is from RefSeq and is a predicted model, not a curated record.